Molecule: messenger RNA, 2175 nt
Organism: Diaporthe citri
Lineage: Eukaryota; Fungi; Ascomycota; Sordariomycetes; Diaporthales; Diaporthaceae
Exons: 3
Coding region: 1-2175 (724 amino acids)
Biological process (GO): isoprenoid biosynthetic process
Molecular function (GO): prenyltransferase activity
Source: RefSeq, a predicted model, not a curated record
AUGGAGCCACUAACAUACCACUCCAAGCUCAUACCCAGCGACGAAGCCGCUGAGACCGGCUGCUUCACCACCCUCCCCAUCCGGCUCCACCCACAGAACGAACUGGCAGAUGAAGCAAGCCGGAGGUUCAUGCGAGACUGGGCCAGGGAGAUGGGCGACGGCAGGGAGACCAGAACAUACUUCUCCUUCUCCCCGGCCGGGAACUGGUCCUCGCUCAUCUACCCCGAGGCCAUUCCGGAGAGACUUGGGGUGCUGGCUUACCUGUCUGACCUUGGCCUGAUCCACGACGACGCUGGUGAAGAACUCACCCUCGAAGAGGCCCAAAGAGAGCACGACGAGUUGCACGCCGCCCUCAACCCCGACGAUAGUAGCAGCACCAGCCUUUCACCGGAAUCCAGGGCGUCCAAGACCAAGAAGCUUGUCUCGCAAUGCAUGCUGGAAUGCAUCAAGCUCGACCGCGAGCUGGGGCUUGCCAUGCUGGCUGCCUUCCGGGACGUGUGGCUCGCAAUCAGCGAGAAGCACGGCGACAAGCAAGCCGAGACGGUGGAGCAAUACCUAGAAUACCGCAGUGAUAAUGGCGGGAUGCUUCAGGGGAUGCACAUAUCCCCGGAAGAGCACGAGCUGGUGCAGCCCAUCAUCGACGCCGCGACACGUGGCCUCCUGCUGGCCAACGACUACUUCAGCUGGGAGCGUGAGUACAGAGAGUUGCAGUCGGGCCAGUCCAAAAGAAUUGUAAGCGCCGUCGAGAUGUUUAUCAGAACCAGAGGCCUGUCCAUCGAGGCUGCCAAGGAUGAGGUCAAGCGGAUGAUCAUUGAGUCCGAAAGGGAAUUCUGCCGGCUCCGAGACGAGCUCUGCGAAACACGCCCAGGGCUCUCUCCCAAGCUGAGGAGGUGGAUCGACUGUGCUGGCCUGGCCGUCUCGGGCAAUCACUACUGGUGCUCUGCCUGCCCAAGGCAAAAUGCGUGGAAGAGCCAGCCCCAUCCCCAGCCUGACGCCCAGUCAGCUCCUCCUCGACCCAUCAACAGCAGCGCGCCGACGGCGAAGCGUGCCCUGGAACAGACUGGCAAAGACCAAUCAACGGAGCAAGAACCGCGGAAGAAGAAAAGAAGAGACUCGGGCGUCGUCCUGUCGUCCAGCUCCAGCGACACCAACGGCGGCGAGGCCCCGCCCUCGCCUGGCGCCUCCCCGGUCUCUCGUUACCCACUCCGCGCGGCGUCGACCGAGGCGCUGGACGCACCACUCCUCUACCUCGCCGGCAUGCCCUCCAAGGGGGUGCGAGGAGUGCUCAUCGAGGCGCUCAACACGUGGCUCGGCGUGCCGGCGGCGGCCGUCCGGACCAUCACGUCCAUCGUCGACAGCCUGCACGGCGCGUCGCUGAUCCUGGACGACCUCGAGGACAACUCGCCGCUGCGCAGGGGCCAGCCGUCGGUGCACAGCAUCUUCGGCCCCGCGCAGGCCGUCAACAGCGCCAACGCGCUGUUCGUGCGGGCCGUCUCCGAGGCGGCGGCGGCGCUGCGCCCGGCGUCGCUGGCCGCCGCGCUCGACGAGCUCGAGAACCUGCACCGCGGCCAGAGCUGGGACCUGUACUGGAAGCACAGUCUGGCGUGCCCCGGCGAGGCCGACUAUAUUAAUAUGAUUGACCACAAGACGGGCGGCAUGUUCCGCAUGCUGGUGCGCAUGAUGGUGGCCGAGGCGCCCCUCGAGAACAAACCCAAGCUGGACGCCGCGGGCCUCGGGCGGCUGGCGCUGCUGUUUGGGCGCUUCUUCCAGAUCCGGGACGACUACAUGAACUUUGGCGACUACGCGGCGCAAAAGGGCUUCUGCGAGGACCUGGACGAGGGCAAGUUCUCGUACCCCGUCGUCCACUGCCUGGCCAACUGCCCCGAGUACCGCGGCCACAUCCUCGGCGUCUUCAGGCAGCGCCCGGCGGCGGGCAGCGCCGCCGCCACGCCGCUGUCCAGGGAGACCAAGACCCACCUCGUUGGCUGCCUCGUUAGGAGCGGCUCGCUCGACCACACGCUGGGCUGCCUCCGCGAGAUGGAGCGCGAGCUGGAGCUGGAGAUCGACGCGCUGGAGAGGCUGACGGGAGAGGCGAACCCGAUGCUCCGUAUCUGUCUGGCCAGGCUGAGCACCGAGGGAAUCGAUCCAGUCGCCAUCGAGGGGACUAAGACAUAG